Penicillium verhagenii is the source of this 1179-nucleotide messenger RNA. Its product is annotated as cytochrome P450. The record is from RefSeq and is a predicted model, not a curated record. The transcript is spliced from 2 exons. NCBI's taxonomy places the organism in Eukaryota, Fungi, Ascomycota, Eurotiomycetes, Eurotiales, Aspergillaceae. The coding region runs from base 1 to 1179 and encodes 392 amino acids. Gene Ontology annotation, molecular function: oxidoreductase activity, acting on paired donors, with incorporation or reduction of molecular oxygen; iron ion binding; monooxygenase activity.
AUGCAUCAUACUAUUGUCCAGCGGAAGCUUACGCCACGCCUUCCGAUGCUUGCACCGAUCCUCCAAGAAGAGCUCAAUGGAGCUUUCCACCAGAACGUACCUGCUGAUGAUGAUUGGACAGAUUUUCAGCCUUUCUUGAAUCUCGGUCAGGUGGUUGCAAGGGUAUCUGCGCGCGCACUCGUUGGUCCUGCAUUUUGCCGCAACCCUACUUGGCUGGAUAUCUCGGUGAACUACACCCAAAACUUAUUUGUGACCAUUGUCAUAAUGCGCAUGUUUCCUCAUUGGACUCAUCCCGCUGUUAGUCGGCUACUUCCCAGCUGCUGGAGAAGACAAGGAUAUCUUAGAACAGCCAAGAGGCUCUUGGGCCCUACACUUGAAGACUUGAUUCGUCGCAAUGAUGAGGGCACAUGGUCUCCAGAGGCAACGGAAGAGGGCUUUAAUGUUCUCUCCUGGAUGGUUGAAGCAGCCAAGGGUGGUGAUCGCAAUCCGGAUAGCCUCGCACAUGCCGAAGUUCUUCUCGCCCUAGCAUCGGUUCACACUAUUUUGGUCCGGGUUGUGAACGUCAUUUAUGACCUCAUGAGCCACCCCGAAUAUAUUGAUGAGCUCAGAGAAGAAAUCCAAUUUGUUGAGAAAGAUUUCGGAUGGGCAGACGGUAGCCCCGUGCAGGCUUAUGCCCAGCUAAAUAAACUGGAUAGCGUGAUUCGCGAAUCGCAGCGACUGUCGCCGCCAACUAUCCUGGGCAUGAAGCGGCUCUUCAAGCAGGACUAUACGCUCUCGACUGGUUUGAUGAUUGCAAAAGGAACAUAUGCUGCGCUUCCUGUGAUGGCAAUUGAGAAUGAUCCGGAACAUACUCUGAGCUCUGAUGAGUACGACGGACUCCGCAGUUACAGAAAAAUGCAAGCAGCAAAGGAAUCUCAGGAGAAGUGGUCAGAGCAUGAGUUCACAUCAAUUGAUAAAACAACACUUAACUUUGGCUACGGCAAAGCCGCUUGUCCUGGCAGAUACUUUGCCGGCCUUGUGAUCAAAAUGAUUAUGGUGAAGCUAUUGACUGAGUAUGAUUUUCGUUUCAAAGAAGGCUCUGACCGCCCAAGAAACCACCUGGUACAUGAAUUUCUCUUCCCCUGGCCAUGGGACAAAGUACAGAUCCGGCGACGUGAGAAGGGGGUUUGUCCGUUCUAG